Molecule: messenger RNA, 1428 nt
Organism: Alnus glutinosa
Lineage: Eukaryota; Viridiplantae; Streptophyta; Magnoliopsida; Fagales; Betulaceae
Product: UPF0481 protein At3g47200-like
Exons: 1
Coding region: 1-1428 (475 amino acids)
Source: RefSeq, a predicted model, not a curated record
AUGGAAAAAAAGGAUAGCGAUUCCAUAAUUUGCAUUGGAAAAGAACUUGAUGAAUGCGAGCACCUAUUUGCCAUAAUUAACAUUUCAUCGGAGCAGCCCCCUCCGAAGUGGCCGGAAUGUUGUAUCUACAGGGUUCCCAAGAAUCUACGCAAGAUAAAUGAAGAAGCCUACACCCCGAAGUUAAUCUCAAUCGGCCCCUUUCAUCAUAGUGGAAAUGAAUUCAAGGACAUGGAAAAGCACAAAGUGAGACAUUUUAAGGAUUUCUUGAAACGAACCAGGAAGAGCAAGGAGGAUCUUCUGGAGAUCGUUAAAGUCGACAAAGAAAAAAUCAGUCAUUGCUAUUCAGAAGACUGUAUACUCGGAAGUGAUAAUCAUUUUGUGAAAAUGAUUCUAUUGGAUGCCAUCUUUAUAAUUGAGCUCUUCUUAAAGCUUGAAGAUGAAGAAGAAGAUUAUAUUCAACUUAACCCAUGGAUGUCCAAUGGUAUAGUAAAUGACUUGAUAUUACUUGAGAAUCAAGUUCCUUUCUUUAUUCUUGAGAAAUUAUAUAUGUUCGCCCUCAAUGACUCUCCCAGUUACAACUAUGGUGAAGAAGGUGACAAGCAAAUUGUGAAACAGGAUGCUCCCAGCUUUCUUAGGCUUUCCUGCAAUUUCUUUAAAUACUAUGAUAAGCGAAAAGACUCCAUCAUCGACAACAAGGAAGUAAAACAUUUCACAGAUUUGCUAAGAUACUUUUUUUGUUCAGUACCAGGCCUGCAGAUGAAACCUAACAAAGGUGAUGAUCUGGAUAGUCGAAUUUGUGCCACAAAGCUUGAGGACGCAGGAUUGAAAUUCAAAGUCGUAGGUAAAAAUGAUAGACGCUUACUGCUUGAUAUAAGAUUUGUUAUGAAUCCGUGCUUGAGAAACUUUCCAUGCUUCAAUUUGUCAUGGCUCUUGGCUUGUUUACCAUGCUUGAAAAAGACGUUUCCGAGGUUGGAGCGUAUGCAGCCUAUCUUGGAAAUCCCAGUCAUUGUCAUUGACGACAAUACUGAAGUUACUUUCCGAAACCUCAUCGCCCUGGAGCAGUGUCAUUAUCCAUUUCAACCUUACAUAUGCAAUUAUGCAGAACUAUUGGACUAUCUAAUCAACAGUGAAAAAGAUGUGGAUUUGCUCGUUGAGAAAAGGAUCAUUGAUAACUGUAUCGGUAGCAACGAAGCAGUGGCGAAACUAAUUAACAAACUUUGCCUUGAGAUUACGGUACCUCAAACCUGUUACUCCGAUUUAGGUAAAGAUAUUAAUACAUACAAUGAGAACCCUUGGAAUCGCAUCAUGGCAGGCAUGAAAAGCAAGUUUUUUUGUGAUUUUUGGAGAGGCGCGGCAACAACAUUUGCAAUUUUUGUCACGCUUGACCAGAUAUGGGGUUUGGUUCGACCUUUUGUGAUAAACAAAUAA